Molecule: messenger RNA, 175 nt
Organism: Ilex paraguariensis (yerba mate)
Lineage: Eukaryota; Viridiplantae; Streptophyta; Magnoliopsida; Aquifoliales; Aquifoliaceae
Source: the annotation of a GenBank genome assembly
AGUUUGCCCACUAGGCAAGAGUCAUUGAGAAUAGCGGAAGUGUUGGAAUCUAAGAGGAGUUUUAUUCGGAGUGGGUCACUAGUUGGGGGCUCUCCGUUUGAGUCAUCCAUGGUGUUGAUGUUGGUAUGUGAGGAGAACAGAGGGGUUGUUAUGGGGAAGGAGAUGGUUGUUGUAG